UAUGCUGCCCAUCGUGGGAGAGUGGAUAUCCUGAAAAUCCUGCUGGAGCAUGGUGGAUCUGCGUCCAGGGAAGAUAGUAAAGGAAGAACACCACUAUAUUUCGCAUUCCACAGGCGGAAUACAGAGAUGAUUCAACUUUUACUCGACGCCGGUUCAGAUGCAAUCAAUCCAUUCAGGUCUCCCAUCCGUGUGCGCAAAAGGCGGCUGUCUCCGCUGAUUGAAGCGGUGAAAAGGCAACGUGUUGAGAUUGUCAGACUCUUGCUGGCGGCCGGUGCUGAUCCUAUAGGGUUACAUGAUUCAGGCGAUUGUCCCAUAUUGGUGCUCGCUGCUAAGACUGGGAAUGCGACAAUUGUCACGAUGUUGUUGGAAAGAGGGGUCGAGGUUGAUCACAGAAUCAACUUUAACUACAAUGCUCUUCUUGCUGCAGCAAAGGAGGGGCAUGAAGGGGUUGUCAGGGCGUUGGUGAAUGCCGGCGCU
Messenger RNA from Aspergillus wentii DTO 134E9, 477 nucleotides. RefSeq names its product ankyrin repeat domain-containing protein. Gene Ontology annotation, molecular function: protein binding. The annotation marks the transcript as partial. The record is from RefSeq and is a predicted model, not a curated record. The transcript is spliced from 2 exons. Lineage: Eukaryota; Fungi; Ascomycota; Eurotiomycetes; Eurotiales; Aspergillaceae.